GCCCCAGGAGGAGGUCCAGCACAGAGGGAGGAAGGACAGCAGAGCUCACACCUCAGACAGCAGUGCUUGUGGGCCUUUCUGGAGCGGAAACUCUUCUCUCACAGGGAGGGACACAGCAGGCAGCAGGCACCAUGGAGCCCCCCUCAGCCCCCGCCCACGGAGGGCGCAUCUCCUGGCACAGGCUUCUGUUGGCAGUCUCACUCCUAAGCUUGUGGAACCUGCCCGCCACUGCCCAGAUCACUAUUGAAUCAGUGCCCUUCAAAACUGCAGAAGGAAGGGAUGUUCUUCUACUUGCCCACAAUGCGACAGAGGAUACUCUAGGCUACAGCUGGUACAGAGGAGAUACAGCAGAGAAAAACCAACUAAUUAUAUUAUAUAGAGUAGACAAUCAAGCAAAUAUCACAGGGCCUGCAUACAGUGGUCGAGAGAUAAUCUACCCCAAUGGAUCCCUGCUGUUCCAGAAUGCCACCCAGAAUGACACAGGAUACUACACUCUGACGGUUACAAAGAAUGAUUUACAGACAGAAAUUGUAACUGGACUACUCCGUGUAUACCCACCAGUGUCAAAGCCCAUCAUCGAAGCCAACAGCACCACCGUCACAGAACAAAAGGACACCGUGGUCCUGACCUGCAUCAUAAAUGACACUGAGAUCUCCAUACGCUGGCUCUUCAAUGGCCAGAGUCUACUGCUCGCAGAGAGGAUAAAGCUGUCCCAAGACAGCAGCACCCUCACCAUAGAGCCUGUCAGCAGGGAGGAUGCUGGGAAUUAUCAGUGUGAGGCCUCCAACCCAGGAAAUUCCAGCCUAAGUGACCCUCUCAGGCUGGAUGUGAAAUUUGAUUCAAUACCAGGAAGUACUUCUGGCAUCUCAGAUGGUGGUAUUGCUGGCAUUGUGAUUGGAGCCAUGGCUGGGGUAGCUCUCAUAGGAGGCCUGGUGUAAUUUCUGUGUAUCAGAUAGACUGAAGGGUCACAGCCAUGUCAACAACUCACCUAACAAGAUCGAUGAAGUUACAUAUUCUUCCCUGAACUUCAAUGCCCAGGAAUCAAAGAAACACAGUUCGGCCUCCCCACCACCCCCAACAGCCACAGAAAUGAUUCAUUCAGAAGUUAAAAAAAAAAAGAGAAAUGCAACCAGUCCUGCUCGCUGCACUGCUGACUUAUUCCAAGCUUCUCAGCUCCAUCCCCAGGAGACCCCUUUCCCCUCAGGGAAAAUGGGAAGAGGGUCUUUCCCCCUCUUCAUUCCCCAGUGAGGCUCGACCAGGCUGCCUGGUCACAGCCUCCUCCUUCGGUGUCAGUAGAUGAAAAGGCACAUGUAGGAGGAGGUCUGCAGGAAACCCAACCAUCCUUGUCAGUGACAUGUGGCAAAGCAGACCUUGGGAGAGAGGUGCCAGGGCCUCUGCCCCUCCCCAUUUCCUGACCUAACCUGGUUUUAAACUUGCCUAUUCAGAACACACUCAUUCUUUCCCACCACAGCCCUAUCCUACUGGAGUCUAACUUGAAUGUGACAUAACUUACAGAGUUAUGUCCUUAUGCACUGAAACACAUGUGCCAGAAAAGGAGAGAAAAAGGAAAAAGAAAACAUCCAAACUCCAGUAUGAAUCCAACAUCACAGGAAAAUACAUAUAAAACUAACUUAGGACUGCAAAUUCUACAACUUUGUCCACUAUCAGUGUUGUCUACCCAGAGGACCAGGGCCUAAACACCUUGCUGCUUACUUAGAAUACAAUCUAUGUUCUUUGGAAAGCAUGUUUCCAGAGAACCUACUAGAAGCAACCAGAAAACUAAGUCAAGAUCCAUAAGUGAUUCCUAAUGAAAAAUUUAAAAACUGCAGGUAUGUUUUAGUAACUUUAAGGGCUUUAUUCCAGGAAAUACCCAUAGAGGGAGAGGUUAUCAUCACUUUAUGGGGCAGUCAGACCUUAACAGAGAUAAUCUGCUAGGAUUUGGGAAUGAAUAAGAAAGCUAUUCUUCAGAAAUUAUUUAAAUAUUUUUUAAAGAAUGAACAAUUUGGGGUAUUGGGUUUUUUCCCUUCUUCUGAGACAUUCUGCUAUUUUACUUUUUGUAACUGCUUGUUUAUGUGAAAGGGGUUAUGUUUACUUAGUUACCUGUGUAAGCCAAUCUGACUACACUAGGUGAAAGAAGCCACCCACUCCCCAAGUCCUUCUGGCCAGGAGCCCCUCAAGCCUUUUAUGUCAGGGGCUCCACUCAGAAAAUAGGAAGCAGCUGUUCUCUACAUUCCUGGCCAGAAAUGGAUCUCACUCAGUUUCUAGGCAUCAGACCAAUCAUCAGCACCACCAUGAUCCAUGUCCCCGCCUGUGCACUUCCAUCCGUCUGCCCCACUCACCUUCUCAGGAAACCUUGGCCUCUGCUAAGCUGUGUUUGGUUCUUGAGAAGUGGGAGCGCCCUGAAGGAAACUACCACACAUGCUGUUGGUGCUAUUUGCAACCUAGAAAGCUGCACUGGUGCUGAUGCUCCUUAGGACCCAAGGGGAGGGAUGUAACUCAGCCCUAGGCUUCUUGAAUAACCUCUGCAAUCUGUUUUCUGCCCUGGCGCCUAUGAGACCCAGUGUGUCAGCAGAAAAGGAAGGGAGGGAGAAAGAGAGGCAUGUCCUCCUGCAGCCCAGCCUUCUGCACAGAUGGAAGCGCCUCAGGGCUGUUGAGAGAAAGGUUUUAUUCCACAUCCAUGACCUGACCUCAUGCUGUGUGGAACUGACCCCCUCAAAGAGGGCUGGACGGCAGGUCUCUGUACUCAGGUACCUCUUUCAGGGUUUUCUAACCCUGACACAAACUGUAUGCACCUUCUCUCAUCCACGCUGUUCUGUGUAAUUUAACUUUGCCUGGCUAAGUCUGCUUCUGAAUUAUUUGUAAAAUUUGCUCUAUAUUUAUAAUAAAAAUUAUAUAUCAGA
Molecule: messenger RNA, 2900 nt
Organism: Phacochoerus africanus (Common warthog)
Lineage: Eukaryota; Metazoa; Chordata; Mammalia; Artiodactyla; Suidae
Product: carcinoembryonic antigen-related cell adhesion molecule 1-like
Exons: 6
Coding region: 132-938 (268 amino acids)
Biological process (GO): regulation of immune system process; signal transduction
Cellular component (GO): plasma membrane; cell surface
Molecular function (GO): protein tyrosine kinase binding
Source: RefSeq, a predicted model, not a curated record